This is a messenger RNA of Gregarina niphandrodes, 1578 nucleotides long. RefSeq lists its product as hypothetical. NCBI's taxonomy places the organism in Eukaryota, Apicomplexa, Conoidasida, Eugregarinorida, Gregarinidae. The record is from RefSeq and is a predicted model, not a curated record. The transcript has a single exon. The annotation marks the transcript as partial.
AUGCCACCUCUGCCCAGCUUAAGGAAGUCGCCGCCAACGUGCGGACUAGUCACUAUUUUGUUGAGCUUGGGAGGCAUUGAUGCAUUCGAUUCGCAUGUCACCGCCUCGCAGUCGGAAUCCAUGGAGAGUAUCUCCAGACCCGAAGGGGAGUUGUUGGGGAGUCCUAUCAGGUUACCGUCAGUUAGCAGCGCUGCAAUGGACUUGACGCGCGCUCGCAGCAAACGUCCUGCUCCUAAGUCAUCUGCGGUCACUGGCUGCCUGCCGCGAGAUGCUUCGACAGAGGAUGUCGUAAAGGAUGCUUCACCGCCAAAGAGAAUGUGCUUGGGGUCUUUUCGGGGCCUUCGCAAACAUUUCUUGGACCGGUACCUGAACUGCUCAACUGAGCGAGACGAUAUCCUCACGGCGGAGGAUGUAGCAGGCGCUAGCCCGAUGGAGGUGUACAGGGCGGCAGACAACUCCGAAUUUAGGAGUAUAAUGGAACGGAACUCAGUGGGUCAGCACCCGUCUCAGGAGACGGGUCUCAGUGAGAACAGAUCCCGUGUUCGCGAAAUUGUGCUGUUUCACCCUGAAGAAAAAGAAUGGGAGAUUCACAGUAGAUAUUUGGUAUGGGCAUAUGACGUGUUCCAUCAUGGCUGGCAACAUCUAGUACCAUUCAAAAUAACCGAGUCAAUGUCAGUUUUCGGAUUGGCCGAUGCCGCGUUGAAGUGGGAGGCCGCCCGAGAAGUGAAUCCGGUGUUAGAACGUAAUUUCAUGUUGGAAGCCGGUUCUUAUCGCCGGCCUCCUGAUGUGCCCGUUAUGUGGGGUAGGGUUGUAUUUGCUGAGUGGUUGGCACGGACUGAAUGUGAUCUCAUUGACGUUGGAUUCAGACAGCAAACACAUGAAGGUAGUGAAGGUAUUCCGUUAAGUCAAGUAAAUGCUGCCCUCGACGACGUCCUGGGGAGCUGGCCUGCAGAGAAGCUUUCGAGCACUCGAUUUGCCGCUAACAUGGCCUGUUGGUGGAAACGUUGUCGCGAAAAAUACAAUGGGGGCGUAUCAUUGCGUGAGUUCCAUGGGCUAGUUCUGAAGAAGUUUGGUACCUUACGAGUGCCCUUGGAUCAAGUUGCAAAGGCGAGUCGCAGGAAUAUCCGAAGACAGAAAAUACAAGAGAGAGUGGCAGCAUUGGCCGGAAUAGGCAAUAGUGAUCCUGGACACACGUCGCUCAUCCAAAUCAUCAUGAGUGACUCACCUCCAUCACAUCUAGUCAAUAUUUCGGGAAAUAAGUUUCAGAUUGUCGCGGAGGGAGAGACUGAUUUGCGAAUUCAAUCACGCUACCUGGUUUGGGCAUACGACAUUCUGAAUCAUGACUGGCACGGUGGUGUCCUAACCCCUGUAUUGUCCCCUGAACUAUCCGUUUUCGGAUUAGCUCAGAAGGCUUGUGAAUGGGAAGCUAAUCAUGGACCUGUAUACACUUCCACGGCGAGCUGCUAUAACUGCGGUGAAGGAAAUAAGGCCCACCCUUCCUCGGUCACUUGUGAGAGGUGUGAACAGCCGUGGAGUCCAGAAGAGUUUUGGGAAUGGCUUCGGUCGAGACACUUCCAG